Messenger RNA from Penaeus vannamei (Pacific white shrimp), 2488 nucleotides. NCBI's taxonomy places the organism in Eukaryota, Metazoa, Arthropoda, Malacostraca, Decapoda, Penaeidae. The record is from RefSeq and is a predicted model, not a curated record.
UUUAUAGCAUUAUGUACUUGCAGUAAGACGUAAAUAUGGUGCCUCGGAAGAGUUGCUACAACUGGUGGUUGUGGGAAGGACUAGAUUAUUUUUCAUCGUGUUUGACUGUACCAUUCCUUCAUCUGUUAUCACUGUGUCUCUCCUGUUACUGUCAAACAACAUUUGAUCGGCAACAACCCAGAAUACUCUUCUUGAGGUAUGCUGUUGGAGGACCUAUACUGCUGAUGAUGACCAUUAUCUUGUUGCCUCUUGGUUUUGUUGGCUACAUCAUAUGGGUGGCACUAUGCUCCUUCUGUGAUCAGCAACCCUUUAUUUAUGUGGAUUCUGCUGAAAGUCAGUCCUCAGAUGUCACCCAGAAUUGUCCUUCAAGUUUCACCAUCUGUUCAGCAAAUGUGAUUCUCAUUCCUGAGAUUCUUGUGCGAUACAACAAUAAUAGGAAUGUUUACUGGCGGGCACAAGAGAUACCUACAAGGUUCAUGCGCCAUCAGACUCCAUCUUUGAACAUAAUGAGAAAUUUACGUGAACCUGUGAAGAGAGAAGACAUUGUUCAGAGCUGGCUUCCAGAUAUUGAUGUGAUCAUGCUUCAGGAGGUAUUUGAAAGAUUGCGAGGGAGACAGCUUUAUAAGAAGUUCUCCAAGAAAUAUCCUUAUUGCAUAUACAAUGCAGGGGAACACAGUCUGAAAAAUAAUCUCUGUUUAUUGGGAAGUGGGUUGUUUAUAGCGUCUCGCUUCCCUAUAAUGGAAGCUUCUUUUCAUCCCUUCUCCUACUCAACAAAAUAUGCUAAAUUUGUAGGGUAUGGCAUACUCCUGGCCAAGUUUAACCUGGGAGUGAAGAGCACAAAAGAUGAGUCAUUGAAAGCUGUUGGAUAUGUUGGUAAUAUCCACACUCAGGCAUAUCAGGGGAAAGACAGAGUGAUUGUUCACCAGUUGGAAGAGGCCAGGAAUUGGCUGAAUGAAUUUGUCAAAGAGACACAUAACCCACAAGAAGAAGUUCUGAUGUUUGUUGUCUUAGGAGGAGAUAUAAACAGUGAUAAUAUGUCACCAGGAGAUUCAGCAGUUCAAAAUCUCUCAUUUUGGGAAGAAUAUGAAGACCCUUGUCGGGACUCAGCUGGCCAUGAUAAGCCAUGGACAGUUGGCACUGAACAUAGGCAGAAGCUCCUUCACCAUCCAUUUAUGCAAUAUCCUGAAACAUUCAGGGACAUUCUUUUGGAUGACGUACAGCGCAGACACUUCCUCUUGGAUGCUGAUGUAGAGGAACAGACGCCAGACCUCAUGAAAUGCAUGCCUAAACCUGACUCAAAUGGGGUUGUUGGAGCUACCAGUUUUGGUGGACGGCGUCGCGUUGACUGCUUGACAUUACGACGUGAUAGCAAGGUUUCUCCAACCAGCAUGUGGUUUAGCUCAUCGUUGGCUGGACUGACUGAUCAUGUUCCUGUGGCUUUCAUGUUGGAGGAAGUGUAGAUGCCUGUGAUGUUAUUUACAGAGUAACCUGACAAAAGGUGCUAGAAUAUAAGUAAUGUAGCCAAAAUGACAAAACUCUGUUUAGGAAAUACUUAUUGUAAUUUUUUUCUGAUUUGGAUUAGUGUAGAGCUACAAAAUAUGAUUUCUAUGCAUGUUUAUGAGAGAUUGGACAUGCUUACUGUUUUUAGAUCUUUUUGAACAAAUUAUUUAUUUUAGUAUAUUUAUUGUUUAAUGAUAGUGUCAUUAUUUUUGGGUAUGGAAUCUUGAAAAUCUUCUCACCACUUUUUUGUCACUGAAGUGAAACAAAUAACGAUGUGGUUUAGUAUGAGUAUACACAUGCACAAACAUAUAUACAUACACAUGUGGAUUUAUUGAAAAAGAAAGAAGAAGAAAAAGAAGCUGGUGUUCUCUGCUCUCCAGUCCCUCUACUGCAAGUCUCACUUUGUUAACUUUAUGUCUUUUUUGUGAAACAGUUGUUAGUAUGAUUAAGGGCUUUGAUAAAUGACAUAUUUUGAAACUGGGAGUUUCAAUAUUGAAAGUAUUUAAUGUUUAACAUGAAAGUGAAUGGGACUGUAGAAGAAAAACUUCCUGCUGAAACAAGUUGCAGAUAUCUGAAGUGACCAAAUUUUUAACAAGAGAAAAUAAAACAAUUUCUAAAUUUAUUGCCUUUUGUAACUGCAUAAUGUGAUCAUUUGGCAUACAAAUUUGCCCAUUUUCACUUCUGCAUAAAAUGCCAGCAAGCUCAUGAUACUUUCAAAUUUGUUUUGUUUAGUGUCUUUGCAUGGAAUGGAAUAAAAUGAUCUUGUGGCCCUCAUCUUCACUUAAGAACAUUAAAGUCUUUUUGAUAGAGUCCUAAUAAGCUUAUCUGGAUCUAACAUAAGUUGUUAAAUGGUUGUACCAGAAUUCUUUAAUUUUUUAUGUUUUUGGUGCAACAUGCAGGGAUGAAUUUUCACUUCACUGUUUAUAUUUUAUAAUUUGUUAUAGUGAAAUAUUUCAUUAUAAAGAGAAAUAGAAGUAAAUUGAAGGAA